GAUUGUGAUUUUCAGGAGCCAUUGCUUGUCAGACGGUGACGUCAUCUUGUCCAUCAGGGAAUUCGAUACUAAAGGAAUGAGUAAGAAAGAUGUGAAGAGAUAUUUCAAAGAUUCCAAUCCUCGCCUUAACAUGAAAGUGGAAUAUGUCACUCGGGAAGCAUGUUUUGGUUAUUGUAGAAUAUAUUCAUCCCAGAGAAUGUUUCUGGCUUUGAGAAAAGUAAACGGAACUUUUGGAUUUGUUUUAAGAAAAAGUUCAGAACUUUUAGAAUAUCCAGUCAUCAGCAGCAUCAAGCAUGGGAGUCCAGCUGAUAGAGAAGGGACUUUGAUGGACGGAGACAGAUUGCUGGAGGUUGACAAUCAGAACUUGUCUUGGAUUCCAUUGGCAGAAGUAGUCAGUUUCCUGCAAAACAAAGACGAAGUCUUACUUCUCAUCGAAUAUAAUGUUGGAAUUAUUGAUUUGACCGAAGAAAAAGACACUCACUUGGAAAUAACUUGUCCUGAUGCCAAUCUCGGGAUGACAGUGGUCAAUGAUGAAAACUCGAAAAUGAUUAUAUCAUUCAUUCAACAAGGCAGCUUAGCUCAGAGAUGUGGCGUGUUUCAGGUGCAAGAUGAAAUUUUGUCAAUAAACGGAGUCGAUGUAAAAACCAUGUCCUCAACUAAAGCAAAUGAUCUCCUUCGGCGGUUUAGAAAAGGUUUUGGAAAACUUACCUUCUUACACAAAGGUAAGAAUACGAAACUUGAAACCAGUGUUUGUCAGGCGACAUCCAAGUCAGAAUGUUCCUCGCAAACUUUCUCAUCAUCUUUGCCUGUUCCUCCAAACAGCUGGUCCAGUUCCUAUUACGAUCCCAUACCGGAAGAUGAUUUCUUCAAAGUCAUGGAAAAUUAUAAAACUCAAAAUGAUUACCAGUUGAAAAUCAUGUCCAUACUAAAGGAUAUACAGAUGAAUGUAGGUAACAUUCAACAAAGCUUACCGAAUGAGACCUCAGACAUAAUACAAGACGCAAGUCUGUCAAGAGAUGAAAUAAAUACCAACGAGAGUUAUCAAAGUGAUAAAAAUAGUGAGUUAGAAAAACUCAAAGGACAAUUUGACCUGCUAUUGAAUUUGACGCAUGCUCUGCUCAUUCGUGUUAUUAAAAACUCGGCUAGAAUGAAUCACAAUUUCUGCAAUGACGCACAAGUAAGAACUCAACAGAGUGAAGACCCAAUUAUUGGUGACAAAUGUACAAUUGAAUUUAUCGACGCUGUGAAUGAUAUUGCCAGUAGGAGACUCGUGUCAAAAACCUCUGCGAAAAAACUCAUUCAGGCUGUUGUUGAAAUUAAUAGGAAUUGUCGACUGUGCGUUAAUGAAUUCUACGCUGCCUCGUUUGCUGUACGUAAAGUGCAUCUUUUACUUUCCCUGAACAAUACGACUCAGCAAGAAUAUAACACAAUUCGGCAUGUGAUGAAGAGAGUUUGCCAAUUGCCUCUUCCAUGUCAUGAUUGCAUGUUACGAUUUGGCACAGAGUCAACCACUGAAGCUCAAACUUGUCAAACAGUGCCAAAAGUUGAAAACAAUUUGAUUGCUCCGAGAACUAGAGGAGUUGGAGCUUCAUCAUCUUCUCCAGACUCAACUAAGUAUACACCAAACGAAAUUCGAUCAACGAGCGAUUCACAAGCAUUGUCCGAGGCUCAAGUUGGUUUAAAUUUAUCUCAGCAAACAGUUAUGUAUAGCCUUAGAAGGAGCGAAAAUACAAAUGCAAAAACCACGAAUUCUGAACCUUUUAAUUCGUCUGGCGUAACAAAUCUAUCAAUAUCACCGUUCGAAAAUGCUAAACAGUGUUGUUCUGCACGAUAUGACCAGGAUGCUAUAAUUUAUCCUGUUUACAAUCAAACAGGAAUGCGAUGUGAUUCUAACCGAGACAAUAUUUAUGAAAACGAUAAGCAUUCAAGACCUAGCUCUACAUUAACGAAUGAUUGUAUGGUUAGUUCUACCUUAACUUCAUUAACUGAAGCAGAUAGACAAAGAGGGAUAUUAAACGAAGAUGGUCAAAGCUUAUCUUCUAUCAGGCCAAUAAAUGCAUUCGAAAGACAUUCGACACCAUUGCCUGAAACUCCAGCCCGUAAGCCUCUUUGUCAAUGCAAAAGCUCUAUGGGGUUUGAAGUCCAUGCUGAAGAACCAAUGGCCGGUACCAGUCACAAAUCAGAUGGUCAUCUUGUAAAGACUAGCGCCAAGAAAGCAAAUUUCACAACUCAUCAUACUGAUCGUCAGGAAGUUUUGUUGAAGGCUGAAAAUGGAGCAUUUGGUUUCAUUCUCGGUUACAGUUCUUUGUUAAUGGAUGAUGAAAACCGUGUGCCAAUCAUAUUCGCCAUUAAGCCUUAUAGUUCAGCACACAAGUGCGGAUUGCUUAAAAAAGGUGACAGAAUCCUUGCAUUGAAUGGGUAUGGCACUGUCGGAAUGUCCAUCGGUGAGCUGGAAUCUCUGCAGAGAGAGGUCUUCAACAUCGACGAGGUUGUCAUGACUGUAGAAUUCGACGUCAUGGAUGCUGAAGACAGGUGGGGCACUUUCACCCUCCAUCUCGAAACUUGUCUCAAAUUGGGACUUGUCAUGGACGAGCCGAAAUAUCCAUCAUUUGUUCGAGGUGUAGUGAAAGGUUCGUCUUCUCACCGUUCGGGUCAGCUGUUUGCCGGUGACGAAAUCCUAUCAUUUUCAACUCUAAAAGAAGAUACUUUAAAUCUGCAGACAAUGACUAUGCGUAAGACAAAGACCCACCAACUCACUGUUCUCAGGGAGAAAAACAAUGAACGUAAAAAAGAAGCAAACAAUAAACUUUUCGAUCUACCCUUCAAUCAUAAUUCUUUCGUUCAGAGCGGUCCUCAAUUCAACAUCAAGAGGACUUCGAUCCGCACAAUUGAAGGCCUCGAAGGUCAGGACAAACUAGUUCUGGAGCAAGACUUUACUCUUUUUCGAGAUCCGUUGACUUGGGACUUUGGUUUCCUGUUUGGAGAGAAUCCAAAGACCGGCAAUGCUUAUAUCACCGAUAUCCGUCCAGGAGGUCCGGCCGACAACUCCAAAAUCAUCAAAAAAUAUGACAGGAUUAUAGAGGUGAAUGGAGUACUAGUUGACAAAACAGCUGAAAAUUCCGUUAUGAAUAUGUUUAUGAAAACCGAGGACAGUGUCAAUCUAGUGACCAGGAGAGUUUUACGUUAUAGAUAAUUUUGCUUUAAUACUUAAAAUUAUUUAUAUUUCCAUGAACUAAAAACUAAACUUAUAUUCAUUAACUGGUAGGAUAUAUCACAUUUUUGGGAACAAAACAUUUUACUAUUAUAAUGCAUAACAAUUAAAUUAAUAACU
Molecule: messenger RNA, 3331 nt
Organism: Parasteatoda tepidariorum (common house spider)
Lineage: Eukaryota; Metazoa; Arthropoda; Arachnida; Araneae; Theridiidae
Source: RefSeq, a predicted model, not a curated record